CGAGAAGAAGACCCAUGCUCCUCCGUAUUCCCUCGUGGUUCUACGCAACCGACUUGGGAACCUGCCUCUGGAACCUCGAGGUAUGACGAUACCAGCUCUUCCAAAUUGAUCGAAUCAGCGGCAUGGCGACCCGGUCCUCCAAAUCUUACGGAGGCUGCUCGACGUGUAAAGGCCGCAAGGUCAAGUGCGACCAGGCAAAACCAGCCUGCGGCGAUUGCACACGAUUAGGAUUGUCUUGCGGCGGCUACACAAAUAACCUUCUAUGGAUCGAGUACGACCCUUUCGGCGGAGAUGGGAGUGGAGUUUCUAAGAUAGCGCAUGAUGCUGCGGCCUCUCGCCGAAUACUCUUGUCUGAGCGGGAAAGAAUAGCCAUGUCAGAAACGAUGGUACAAUCGCUGAGUCCGUACUCUAUUCAACAGGUCUUGGAUGAGUUGCAUGGCACCACUGAGCACGCCGAUACUUCAUACGCGACCACGGUAAAAGGCCCGUUUGGAUUGUUCAAGGCCACCUCCCCGGGGGGUUCUACGGAAGCAACCAUUGAGAGCGAGCCCGAACAAAAUGUAGAUGAUCUUUUCUCAGACAUUCAGUCAUACAGCAAUAAUGGGCCUUCGGCAAGCGAAACAGCAUUACCUUUGGAACUCUUUAUGGACUACGGUUUCGGCUCUCUGAUUACCAACGAAUACGAACUCUUGCAGCUGAAUGAAUUACUUCUCCACACACCAAAAUUUACAUCACCAUCUCCACAAGCCGGCAUAUCCCCACCGAAAGCCAAGGAUUUAGAGGAUCUAGACAUGUCGCGCAUUCAUCACCUUUUAGAGAACUACCAAUCCGACAUGGCGAAACUACUUCCCAUGUCAUACAACAAGAAGCCUCCAUGGCAGACUCUUUAUCUUCCAUCUACCAGGAGUACGGUUGGAGAGUUUGUUCUUGAAGGCGAUGCUGGACCAGCGCGAGCCUCGUUGCUCUUCUCCAUCCUUGCCAUCAGUGCAUUCAACCUCGACAGGCUGUGUGGAGAAGCUGAACAGACGAGCCAUUGGUGGCACCUUGGACAGACUUAUAAACAUAGAGCAAAAGUUCGGGCACGGCAGUCUUUGCAAGACGAGUCUACUGGUGGCCCGAAAGCAAAGUAUAAGGAUGUCUUGAUGGCACUUCUUGCAAUGGUUACCUUAUGUGUAAUGAGCGGUAGUCUCUCCGAGGCUAGGUUCUACCUGCUCGACGCCGAGAGGUUCAUUUGCAUUCGCGGCAUGUCAAAGCAGAAGAUUUCAAGGAAAGUGGCCCAGCUCCACAACAUCUAUCUGUACCAGAGGGUCAUAGAGGAAAGCACCUUUGUGUACCCCCGUCCGUCCGUACACGGAUUGAACCAAGACACACUUUUGAUCAAAGCUUCGGGCAUGGAAUUCCCUUCUCUGACAACCCAAAGCCUCACACGACAGACAAGUGCCGGGUCGGUUUCCCCCAUUGCCUUCGAAAACCUCCUUGUCCGGUCCAACACGAACCCAGAGACUGGUUGUUUAACAACCAGAGAGAUAUACGGCAUACCGCAAACAAUUCUUGGCUUGAUAUCGCAAACUACACAUCUAGCUAACGAGCUUGAUGCGUUCUACGUGGACGGCAUGCACACCACAUUUACCGACGAGUUCAACUUGAGAUCUACACAGUUGGAAAAUAAGAUAUGCAACUGGGAUGGCGUCAUACGAGACGGGUUCAGUCAGUCUGGGGUUGCAAACGAGGACAGCUGUCGAACCAUGCACCAUCUACUUCUUGCGCUCCACUCCUCCCUGAUUAUUUUCUAUUACAGACGAGUCAGAAAGAUCAACCCUGUGAUCCUCCAGUCAUACGUCGGACAAGUGUAUACACACCUGUUGCGUUGCACAGAGUUUUCGCUCCAGCACGAUCAGACCGUAGCCAUGGUAUGGCCUGGUUUCAUAGCUGCAUGUGAAGCAUUGAGCCUGGAUUCCCAACAGAAGUGGUUGCGGUGGCUGCGCGAAGCUAGCCUGAGGAGCAAUUUGAGUGGUUUCGACGUUGCUGCUGACGUGGCUACUGAGGUGUGGAAGAGACGAAAGGAGGAGUACGACAUCACAGUGAGCUGGGUUGAUGUAUUGAGGCAAAACAAUUUGCGCGUGAUUCUCACUUGAAGUUGUGGUAUGUUACUUGAAUGGAAUGAGGAAUAUUACCCGGAAAACAAUGGCAGCCCAGAAAUUGAAGGGAAGUGAUUGUGCUGGCUCGAUCAAUGUUGCUGGGAUUGACAUAAUGGACUUGGAAACUCGUUCGUGAGAUUGAUGCUAGUGAUGUAAUUGAGCGAAGCUUCGCGAAAACAUUGACUCUUCUCUCGUACGAAUAUCUACACAGUCAAUUGCGCACGGUUUAAGAUUGACCACACAGUCAAAAGAGAACUGAG
Molecule: messenger RNA, 2398 nt
Organism: Ilyonectria robusta
Lineage: Eukaryota; Fungi; Ascomycota; Sordariomycetes; Hypocreales; Nectriaceae
Product: fungal-specific transcription factor domain-containing protein
Exons: 3
Coding region: 123-2135 (670 amino acids)
Biological process (GO): positive regulation of transcription by RNA polymerase II
Cellular component (GO): nucleus
Molecular function (GO): transcription cis-regulatory region binding; DNA-binding transcription factor activity, RNA polymerase II-specific; zinc ion binding
Source: RefSeq, a predicted model, not a curated record